Pungitius pungitius (ninespine stickleback) is the source of this 8553-nucleotide messenger RNA. It is a transcript of the gene atp13a3, whose product is annotated as ATPase 13A3. NCBI's taxonomy places the organism in Eukaryota, Metazoa, Chordata, Actinopteri, Perciformes, Gasterosteidae. The coding region runs from base 396 to 4199 and encodes 1267 amino acids. The transcript has 34 exons. The record is from RefSeq and is a predicted model, not a curated record. Gene Ontology annotation, molecular function: ATP binding; polyamine transmembrane transporter activity; P-type ion transporter activity. Gene Ontology annotation, biological process: polyamine transmembrane transport; intracellular calcium ion homeostasis. Gene Ontology annotation, cellular component: late endosome membrane.
UCACCUUGCGUGGUCGUCCCCCUCCCGUGACGUCACCCAUGUCACUUCCGGCCGUCAGACAGCCAGUUCGGGCCAGUUCACUACCGCCGUGUGGUACUCUCGUCCGUCCCUCCGAGCUGUCAACACAGCGACCCGUCCACUCAGCCUCUCCGCUGCGACAACAUUUUUCUCCCAACAUCAGUCGCCUUUUCUCUUCAACGACGUUUUCUUUCAGAUAACAGCCCCUCCCGUCUCACCAUGACUCGGAGCUGAUCUUCAGAGUGUCCAGGUGGUUCUGGGGUUCCAGGUUGGUGUGGUGAGAGAGCAAACUAACUGUGGGGAGGAGGACUGCCUGGGGCGCCGUGUCCCUGGCUCGCGAGUGAAGAAGGGAGGAGCUUGGCAAACUAUUCUGCAUCAUGGAGAAGGAAGACCUGAAGGUCCUCAACAAAGGGGAAGAGGAAGAGAUGGAGCUGCAGGGCUACCGUCUGUGUCGCUGGCGGGUGGCCCUCGUGGGCCUCGGGGUGCUGUGCACGGGGGGCUUCCUCCUCCUGCUGCUCUACUGGAUGCCGGAGUGGUGCGUCAAAUCCACCUGCACCCGUACCACAGCCCGUGAUGCCGAAGUGGUAUUGCUGCGCUCCACAGAUGAGUUCCGACGCUGGUUCCUCGCCAGGGUACGAGUGAUGUUGGCCCCGGGGAGCAACCCCUUCCACAGCCUGGAGACCCGGACCACCUCCCCCUCCCCCUCCUCUCCCUCCCGCCCCUUCUCCUCCCCCCAUCUGGCCAACGGACAUAACCUCAACCCCUCCGAUGGCGGCCCUGCUCAGGAGCUUAGCAGAAAAUUUGCUGACUACCAGCCCACACAGAUUCGCUAUUUUACCUUCCAUAGCACAAAGUAUUAUUGGAUUGACGGUGUGCAGAACUUUGAGGUUUUAAACGGCCUGGGUGAUCUACAAGUCAGCUGCUCCACCCUUCACUCAGAGCACAGUUCAGGCCUGACCAGGAACCAGCAGGAGUACAGGAGACUGUUCUUCGGAGUGAAUGAAAUUGCAGUGAAAGUGCCUUCAGUUUUCAAGCUGCUUAUCAAAGAGGUCCUAAACCCCUUCUACAUCUUCCAGCUCUUCAGUGUGAUCCUCUGGAGUGCCGAUGAGUAUUACUAUUACGCUGUGGCCAUUCUUUUCAUGUCGGUCAUAUCCAUAGCUACCUCUCUGUACACCAUCAAAAAGCAAUACAUCAUGCUUCAUGAUAUGGUGGCAACUCACAGUACGGUCCGUGUGUCUGUAUGCCGAGCCAACAAUGAAAUCGAAGAGAUUUUGUCUACUGAUCUGGUGCCCGGUGAUGUGAUGGUCAUCCCCAGCAAUGGGACCAUCAUGCCAUGUGACGCCGUGCUGGUCAGCGGCACCUGCAUUGUCAAUGAAAGCAUGCUCACAGGUGAGAGCGUUCCUGUGACAAAGACCAACCUCCCCAACCCAUUGCCUGGAGAGACGGGGGAGGAGACCGACUGUGUCUACAGCACGGAGGAACACAAGAGACACACGCUGUUCUGCGGCACCAACGUCAUCCAGACCCGCUUCUACACAGGAGACCUGGUCAAGGCUGUGGUGGUCACCACAGGUUUCAGCACAGCCAAAGGCCAGCUCGUGCGCUCUAUCCUUUACCCGAAACCCACCGACUUCAAACUGUACCGUGAUGCCUACCUCUUCCUGCUGUGUCUGGUGGCUGUAGCUGGAAUUGGCUUCGUCUACUCCAUCGUCCUCAGCGUCUUAAACAAGGUCUCAGCUAAGACCAUCAUCAUUGAGUCCCUGGACAUUAUCACCAUCACUGUGCCGCCGGCGCUGCCAGCCGCCAUGACAGCUGGCAUUGUGUACGCCCAGCGACGCCUCAAACGCCUCGGCAUUUUCUGCAUCAGUCCACAGAGGAUCAACAUCUGCGGUCAACUCAAUCUGGUCUGCUUUGACAAGACUGGAACUCUGACAGAAGAUGGAUUAGACUUAUGGGGGGUCCAGCGGGUUGAGAAUGGCAGUUUCCAUCCGUCAGAGGAAAACGCAUACAAGGAAAAUCUUGUCAAGUCCCAGUUUGUGGCUUGUAUGGCCACCUGCCACUCUCUCACCAAAAUAGAAGGGCAGCUGUCUGGAGAUCCGCUGGACCUCAAAAUGUUUGAGGCUAUUGGCUGGAUCCUGGAGGAGGCCACUGAGGAGGAAACAUCUCUCCACAACCGCAUCAUGCCCACUGUUGUCCGACCCCCAAAACAGCUGUUGCCCCCAGAGCCCGCUGUGUCACCGGAGCAGGACAUGGAACUCUAUGAACUCUCAUCAGCGUAUGAGAUAGGAAUCGUGCGCCAGUUUCCCUUUUCUUCAGCCCUCCAGAGGAUGUGUGUGGUGGCUCGUCUGCUGGGGGAGAAACGUAUGGAUGCCUACACGAAGGGAGCCCCGGAAGUGGUGGCUAGUCUCUGCAAGAAAGACACCGUGCCAGAAAACUUUGCCGAGAUUUUGGAGGGCUACACCAAGCAGGGUUUCAGGGUCAUUGCUCUGGCUCACCGACGACUUGAAUCCAAACUCACCUGGCACAAAGUGCAGAACAUCAACAGGGAUCACAUUGAGGCAAACAUGGAGUUUCUUGGUCUGAUCAUCAUGCAGAACAAGCUGAAGGCGGAAACCCCAGCGGUGCUGCAGGACCUCCACCGAGCCAGCAUCCGCACAGUCAUGGUUACUGGCGACAACAUGCUGACAGCCAUCUCCGUGGCCCGGGACUGUGGAAUGAUCGCUCCCCGGGACACAGUGAUCAUUGCUGAUGCCCUCCCUCCACAUGACGGACAAGCUGCCAAGAUCACCUGGAGAUACGCUGAUAAACCCAGCAAGACGUCUCGCCUGGAGGACGUGAACAUCAGUGUGGAUGAUGUGUGUCACGUAGAUGAGCCCAAAACACAAGAGCUGUACCACUUUGCUAUGAACGGAAAAUCGUUUGCCGUCAUUUCCGAGCAUUUCCCUGACAUGCUUCAAAAGCUGGUGCUACAUGGCACGGUGUUUGCCAGAAUGGCCCCGGACCAGAAAACUCAACUCAUUGAGGCGUUGCAAGGCGUAGACUACUUUGUUGGGAUGUGCGGAGAUGGAGCAAACGACUGCGGGGCUCUGAAGAGGGCACAUGGGGGUAUCUCUCUGUCCGAGCUUGAGGCAUCUGUAGCCUCUCCGUUCACCUCCAGGACCCCCAACAUCUCCUGUGUCCCCAGCCUCAUCAAGGAGGGGCGUGCUGCUCUCAUCACCUCCUUCUGUGUGUUCAAGUUCAUGGCACUCUACAGCAUCAUCCAGUACAUCAGUGUCACGCUCCUCUACUCUAUCCUCAGUAAUCUUGGAGACUUCCAGUUCCUCUUCAUCGAUAUUGCCAUCAUCCUCCUUAUUGUUUUCACCAUGAGUCUGAAUCCAGCUUGGAAAGAACUGGUGUCCCGUCGUCCCCCAUCGGGUCUGAUCUCGGGGCCUCUGCUGUUCUCUGUGCUGACCCAGAUCCUCAUUUGCUUGGGCUUCCAGACCAUUACAUUCCUUUGGGUCCGACAGCAGUCCUGGUACACAGUCUGGACACCACUUACAAAUGUCUGCAACUUGUCAUCGCACAUGAACGUGUCUGAGCACAAUGACACAGAAGUGGACGACCACAACAUCCAAAACUACGAGAACACCAGCCUCUUCUACGUCUCGUCCUUCCAGUAUCUCGUUGUCGCUAUCGUUUUCUCGAAGGGAAAACCCUUCAGGCAGCCCAGCUACAAGAAUUGGCCUUUUAUGCUGUCCGCUCUGAGUUUGUAUGUUUUCCUGCUGUUCAUCAUGUUCUACCCUGUCAAAGGCAUUGAUGACUUUCUAGAGAUUGUUUGUGUCCCGUUUGAAUGGAAGAUAAAACUCUUCAUCAUCAUCCUGGUCAAUGCUUCUGUGUCUGUAUUAGCGGAGACCUUCAUCCUUGACAUCAUCUUAUGGAAGCUUGUGUUCAGCCGAGACAAACAGAGCAGCUUUGGCAUCACUCCCGUUGCCCCGACACCACAGGGCUGCAUUGACCUGCGAGCGUACAAGUGUCUGUCCUGGCUGUGCUGCCCAAGCAAGAUUACACCCAAGGCUCGCUACAUGCAUCUGGCCCAGGAGCUCAGAGUGGACCCGGACUGGCCUCCAAAGCCAACCACCACCACUGAAGCAAAGUCCUGUCCAGAAAAUGGCUCCACCUAUCAGAUCAUGACCAACUCCUAGCACCCCCCCACAGCACCUCACACUAUCUAACCCAUCCCUCUGAUUGCGGGAGACGUGUAUGCAUACGACGCCUGUUCAGUGAAUGUACCUUCAGCCUAUUCAACUUCAACUGUUAUUGGGUCAUUGCCUGGCGUUACGAUUCACACAGUCUGGUUUCUAUUACUGUAGGUCCAGAGGGGUUGCUGCAAAAACCUUAACAUUUCACAAGAGAACCAAAACAAGUCCAUUUUCUCUGGCUCAACCACUCACGCAGUCUCAGGUGUCUCUUGCUUGUUCUUUCCAUUUCAAUAUCAGUAGCAUUCUACCCAGGCUGGGAGUUUAGGUGGUUUGCCCACUUCAAUAUGCACCUCUUUUCAGAAACAAUCAAUGAGAUAAUUGGUUGAUGGAGAAAGAUUUUGGACUGAUCAUGGAAGAGAAAGGUCUCAUUGACCAACACUGUAUCAUCUGAUCAUAUCACAUACCGUUUUUAAAAGAAGCAAGUUCUCUCUUUGGAUUUUGGCGCAGGCUAAACCUCACUUUACUUGUUGCAAGCAGUGCAGGCUCUCAUUGCUACUAUGUAGUGGUCUUAUACAGCUAAUAUAAAUGUAUAGAGAGUCAUUUAAAUGAGAAAGAAUUUCCGGCCAGCAAGCAAUUGUUAGAGAGUAUUGAAUCAUAACCCAAAAAAAAGAAGCUUUAAACCCAUUAUGAACCCGCGGGAAUGAAUGAACAGUAACUAUUUGAGACAAAUAUUCAAGUAGUCAUUCGAGCACACUGUUAAAGAUUAGGACUCUUGGAACAACUUCUGGCAAGUUGUUGUAUAUUUGCAGGCCUCAGAAUUUCCACUGCACGUAAAAUGCAUAAAUGAACUGAUUGGCUGUCACCAAUUUUAAGAUUUUGAAACGAUAACAAUAAGUCUUCAAAUAUCUGUCUUUGCAGAGUUAGCGGGACACAUUAGAAGGGUUUGUUUAUCUGCGGUCUUUGGCCUCUGAAGAUCUUACUUUAAUUUAAUCCCUUAUAUUUUUUUAGAACGUUAUAUAUCUUACGUUAUAAGUAAAAUUAAUUAAUCACAAAAUAAAGUACAUUAUACAUCAGAUUGAUGAUUUAAGCUACAAAGUGAUAAACCGCCUAGACCGUUGGCAAAAUCUUACUGCUUGUUCAAAGAUAAGGACUUAAAGACAACAGUGAGGGAAGCGAAUUUGCUAAUCUGCUCUUAAAUACAAGCUAGGACCUCUGGCAAGAUCUCUUUAUUUUGGUUGUCAGGUUCUCGGUUUAUCAUUAUCGUUUAUAAUAAAGAUAUGUAGAACAUUUUUAAAAAGACAUAAAACAAAAUUGUGAAUUUCAAUGUUUUUGGCAUGCUGAUUGAUCCUUCGGUCUGUAGUACUACCGACUGCUCAAUAACGCUCUAGGAUACCUCGGAAACUACUGACUGAAUUCUCUUCCGUCGUACUUUGAUAUUAAUCCAUACAUAGCAUUCUAACAUGUUAAAUGUUAGCGUACCACACGAUAAGAUCUGCGACACGAUGCUUCCCCGUCAGACGGGGAACAACAUGCCUUUCCCCUGUUCUCCUCAGGCCAAGCAUUUGCUCCAUUUAGUGGUUUGAAAUCUAACAGCAAAUGCGUCUCUACAUCCAUCAAUAAUGUUUUUUUCUACUGUGUAAUGCGCUUUGUACUGUCAUGGGCCACCAGUGUGACUAUUUUAUGAAUUAUAAUCUUUGUUUUUGCAUCCCUAAGCCAUCAAAAAAACCUACCAAGACUUGCAUGAAGCCACUUACCUAGAGUCUCGUUAUGAAGGCUUGACAGCUGCAAUACCUGACCUAUUACUGCGAAUACACCAUUUCUGUAGAAGUAUGGAGCGUUUACAUUAACCUCUCUGUAUUAAGAGUAGUCUGCUCAAGAAAUGGCGUUAUUCUUCUGGUUUAGCAUGGACAGCUUCCUGCGUGCAUGAGAUAAUACAAGUUGAAGCAUUCUACAUUUACGAACUAAUUUCAUCAAUACUACUUUAAAAUAUAUUUUCUAAAAAAUAAUUUCUUCCUAUGGAAGACUGAUUACAAGGGUGAGAGUAAAUGAAGGCAUUGUGCAUCUCAUCGCCUGCUGCACAUUCAAAUAUACAUCCUGCAAGUGAUGGAUACAAAUUGCAUACAUAUUCAUUUAUUAAACAUAGGCUACCUGCAUAAAGAGCUAAGGGCUAUAUUUUAUGUUGACCGCUUUUUCUUUGACGUUAGAAGUGAGGCUCCCCAAAAAUGAAUUCUUUAAGUAUCAAACACUCGCUCCCUGUAAACAUUGAAGGUCGCGCUGUCCUACACUCAUGCAGCUGCUUUUCAAUGUCCGGAUAUGUCUCUUUCAUGAAUUGUAGAGUUUUAAUUUGAAUUAUUUGAUGGUUAUGAAUCCACUCAAAGGGAAAUGCUACUCUUUCUCCCAUAUAAAAUUGACCAAAUAAUUUCUCAUAUCAGGUUACACUUUAAAAAGUUCCAUAUUUGACAUUUUAUUAAGCUUGUCCAUUAUAAAUUCUUUGAUUCAUAUCAUGACAAAAUCAACAGAUUUCCAUAUGUCAGUUUUAUCAAAUCUAAAGUUGCACAGUUCCUAAAAGCCAUUUUCUAUUGAGCUGCUUGUGAUAUUGCAAAUGCACAUGAAAGUUUUGAUCCUAUUGUUUUUUUUUUUUCAGUGCAAGCUCAAAUAUGAUACUCUAUGUGACUAUAGUCUUCAAGGAUACAUUGUUUAUUCCAUGAACAAAGUAUAGUAUUUUGUUAUUGUAUUUUGUGUGUAAAUCGUCAGCGUGAGAAGAAAAUAUAUAUAUAGAUACUAUAGAUGAAUUCUGAUAUGUUGUCAAAAACAUGGGCCUAGGGACUUUCAAUGCUUCUGUAUAAUUGUCGUCUUUUAAAUUUGGCUUUGCUGCCAGGGUUUAAUUUUUUUUGUUCGCUAGAUUCCUACUGAGACUAAAACGGAAAGAACAGAAUUUAGUACAAUGCAAUACAAUGACGUUCAUUCCAAAAGACUUUUCAUUGCAUCUCAAUUGGUAAUUGGAAAAAAUAAAUGUUGUUCUUUUUUGUUCUUUCAAAAUGGAUUCAUUCUAUAUAGAAUCACACUUAAGUCAUAAUAUUAGAGCUUGGAUUCUGUCUCUAUAUUUGACAUGUAAAUUACUAGUGUGUGCACAAAAAUCAAAAGUUUUAGUACAACAAUAAGGAAUUUUGGAUUAUUGAAGGGCUGGAGUGUCUUUUUCUAGAGUUUUGGUACUGCGCUAAAAUCAGUUGUCUGUCUACUGUUUUAUUUGUACUGUCAAUUGAAUUUAUUUGUACUUUUACUUUUGUUAUUGUGUUGCAUUAGCUUUCAUCUUGCUUAUUUGGGCAUGAAUCCUGGGCAUUUAUUUCACAAUUUGAAUUAGUUAUUGUGAUGUUAAUGGGGCACUUGGUUCAUUAUUUGUUCUAUGUUGGGUAAAAACAUAAUGCAGCACAUCGACUUAGGAGCUUUGUAUGUAUGUAUGUAUACAUAUAUGUGUAUAUAUACAUAAGUGUCGCCUCCUCUUAGAAAAUUCAUCUGAACGGACAAUCAUGUUGCUUUUUUUGUUUUGUUAUCCAAUGUGUAUAUUUGACUUGCUUUGUAGCUCUUUUAAAAAAAAAAAAGAUUGUUUGCAUCCAUGUAAAAAAAUGAACUUGUAAUUGGCAAAAAGAAAAAAAAAGAAAAAGAAUGUGCAUUGCUACUCAAUAUCAACUAUUGUAAAAGUGACUCUAUAGCUACUAGUGACAAAAAUGAUUUGGUCUCAGCUGUGCCAUAAAUGUGUGCUUUGAUACAGAAAGGUUGUAAAGGUAAAGACGUACAAAGGAAAUUCUACCGUUGUUGGUCUUUUACAUUGCAGUUUUGCCUUUUUAUCCACACAAUGCUAUCUCACAACAAUGGAUUUUACGCUGAAACCUCUAUGCUCUUUUACAGGUACAAUAUAUACUGACAGCUUUGGCCGCUUGUUCACGUCAUGUAUUUCAAACAAACAUUCAAAUGGCGUUUAGAUUAUGUCAGCCACUGAGUGUAUCAUGUGGAUCCAGUUUCCUCAGGGAAAUGUGUUAAUUUGUAAUGAAUCAAGAAAAAUGAUAUAAGUUGGCACCCAAACUUAAGGAAAAUACAAUGUUAGUAAAACUUUUUAUUACACUCAAUCUGUGUGUAACUUUCAUUACAGAUAUCUGGUCUGUUUUUUAUUUGCAGCUCCACACCUCAGCAAGAGGAACAUCUGGGGUCUGUGUGUACUUUUUAUUGGCGGAGCUGUAUGUUUUGGAAUUUUUUUGUACUUUGUAAUUUAUUUUGUAUUUAUUUUAAUUUCUUUCUCCCUGAGGAUUGUACUUCAGAUUUAUCUCAAUUUCUUUCUUUUCAAUAAAUAUUCUCAAAAUGG